Lentinula edodes (shiitake mushroom) is the source of this 1185-nucleotide messenger RNA. RefSeq lists its product as uncharacterized. Bases 1 to 1185 code for a protein of 394 amino acids. Gene Ontology annotation, molecular function: NADPH dehydrogenase activity; FMN binding. The record is from RefSeq and is a predicted model, not a curated record. Lineage: Eukaryota; Fungi; Basidiomycota; Agaricomycetes; Agaricales; Omphalotaceae. The transcript has 4 exons.
AUGUCCGCGUCGAACUCCAAACUGUUCCAGCCAAUACGCGUCGGGAGAAUGCCAUUGGACCACCGAAUUAUUUACGCUCCCCAGACUCGUUACAAAGCCACUAGGAAUGGACAUGUGCCUCUGCUUCCUAUCGUCAAAGAUUAUUAUUCCCAGCGUGCCAGUAUGCCGGGAACACUCAUAAUCACCGAAGCGGUCCUCGUCUCAGACAAAGCCGGAGGCAAGACGCACCUACCUGGAAUCUGGAGCCAAGACCAAAUUGAUGCAUGGAGAGUGGUCGCAAGCGAAAUUCAUGCCGGAGGAUGCUUUGCAUUCAUGCAAAUCUGGGCCCUUGGGCGUGCGGCAGAAUACGAGGACCCCGGUGUCGAAGACACCUCCAAGCCCUUUGAAUAUGUUUCGUCUUCAGACGUGCAGCUCUUUGGUCUGAAAGACAAACCUCCACGACCCUUGACACUUUCAGAAAUCAAAGAAUACAUUUCUGAUUUUGGUAAAGCAGCAUCCAAUGCAGUUCAUGGAGCUGGAUUCGAUGGCGUCGAGGUCCACGCGGCGAACGGCUAUCUGUGCGACCAGUUUACGCAAGAUGUCGCUAACAGACGCACGGACGAAUACGGUGGAAGUAUCGAAGGCAGGUGCAAGUUCGUAAUAGACGUGAUGCAUGAAGUGGCAAAGGCGGUGGGCGAGGAUCGGGUCGCUGUGAGGCUGAGCCCUUGGAGUCUGUUCCAGAAUAUGCGUAUGGCCGAUCCAAUUCCAACAUUCAGCUACUUAGUGACCAAGCUCAAAGAGAGCCUGCCGGGCAUUGCCUACCUUCACGUAGUUGAACCGCGAAUAAAUGGGUCCAAGACUGAACGUGCAGAAAACAUCGUGCAAACAGACUCAAACGACUUUUUGCGGCAGAUCUGGCACCCAAAGCCGCUUAUUUCGGCUGGCGGUUAUACCAGAGAAACCGCGAUGCAGGUAGCGAAUGAAAAGGAGGACUUAAUUGCGUUUGGGAGGUAUUUCAUCUCGAAUCCUGAUCUUCCAUCUAGGAUUAUCCAUAACCAUCCUUUGGCUCCAUAUGAUAGGGACACCUUCUACAUUCGCGGAGAUGAUAGUGGACGAGGAUAUACGGAUUAUGCAUUUUACACCCCCGAUGCCCAAGGUGGUCUGACUACCAAGGAGGCUUUAGCAAAGCUGGUCUAUGACGUUUAA